AUGGCGACCACAUCAACAUCGAUGUAUCGCCAGAAUCUCCACCCCAACAACAUUCCCCGUAAUGGAUCUGGUGGAGCUGGCGCAAGUAACAGCAAGUCAUCCCGCUCUUCAAACCCUCGCCGAAAGUCUGCCCCCUCCCCACUGAAUACAGCCCAGCUGUCUGCAGACCCGGAGAUAAUGGCAUCUCUUGUCGAGUCAUUGGCGAAAAUAGCCCCUUCUCCUCAGCACACCCUUUUCUUUGAUGGACCUAGUGCCGAUUUAGUGCCUGGUAAGGACGGCGCAGCCUAUACAACUUCUAACUCGCCAGUUCGAGACUAUCACCUCCUACAUCCAGAAGACGCUGCGACACCCCCAGUUGUCAGAACUAGCAAACGACAGAGCGCUAGUGGCUCUUCUCAAAAGUCCUCCAGGGAUAGCUUUUUGGGCAAACGAUCUAGCUUCACUACCGAUGUUCCGAAUUAUAUACAGUCGUUUUCCCGAAGGAGCAGUGAAGAGAAGAUUCGAGCGAGCGUUCCCCAACCCCCAAAAGCAAUCUUGCGCAUGAGCAGUACCGAAGAUAUACGCCUUCAAAACGCGGAAUCCCAUCAACUCCAGACUUUUAAGACUCCAACAACGACCAUGGAAGCCCUAGCUGCUCCAGCGAUUAAUGCUGCAGCCGCACUGUCGGUACCUGAACGCAGGUCCAGCUAUGGCAAAUCUGUAACUUCCCCUGACAGAAUGAAAUCUAAACGCGACCCAAGACGCCAUUCCGCACUUGCAUCUUCGACAGCCGCCUCUGCUGGUUUACAGUUCGCCACAGCUCUUUCCACUCCUACGAGCCCCACACAGCCGAAACAUGCACCGCAUGCUAGUACUAGUACCACCAGCACUUCUUUGAAACGACAGAGUUCUCUUCCGCAUAGCACUUCGCACCCGCCAGUUACUAGCCAUCGACGUUCGUCCAGUGGUAGAUUACGGAGACGUUCUUCGCCUCCUACAUUGUCUCAACAGCCUCUCGCUGGGUUGGAUGAUAGAGCUUCUAAUGCUGACUCGAUUGACGAUGCUGUCGAAGCCUAUUUGUGUUCGCCACGGUUAUCCCAGAAGCUCCGGUUUCCCACAUCCGGACGAACAAUAUCGUUCAGCGAAGUCGGAGACCCGAACGGAUAUGCCGUGUUCAUCUGUGUUGGUAUGGGCCUGACAAGAUAUGUUACGGCUUUCUACGAUGAACUUGCCUUGAGCCUGGGUCUUAGAUUGAUUACUCCUGAUAGGCCCGGUGUAGGCGAGAGCGAUGCCAUUCCGGAAUCCGAGAGGACAGUCCUGAGCUGGCCAGAUGACAUCCUGUAUAUUUGUCAGUCGCUUAAGAUCACAAAGUUUUCCCUUCUGGCGCACUCUGCAGGCGCAAUUUAUGCCUUGGCUACGGCUCUUCGUAUGCCAGGUCAUAUUCGCGGAAAGAUCCAUCUUUUAGCCCCAUGGAUCCCGCCUUCGCAGCUCGAAACUAUCUCGACAUCACAAGGCGCACCAUCGCCAGCGGCUGUGCCUGCCUCGCAACGUAUUCUAAGAGCGUUACCGACCCCAUUCCUUAAAGCCGCAAACUCUUCAUUCAUGUCCGCUACAAGCGCAUCACUCACUACAUCGCUACCCAAAACUCAAAACAAGAAAAAGAAUAGAACAAGCGGAGACAAAGGGAAACUCCUAGGUAGCCCUAGCAGUGGAGCAACUGGUGCUAACAGCACAAAGCGUCACUCAAUAACAUCUACUGGUGUGGCUUCUACUACCCUUGGUUCCCGAAUGUCUUAUGAGCCCCGCUCUCCUACCAUUACUUCGGUUAUGGAGCAAGAUGCAAUCAACAGUACCGAUGCAAUCAUUGCCGCGGCUCUCGAUAGCGCUGCGGAAAAGGAACGACAGCAUAGCUACGAUGAACGCCUUACCCAUCAAAUUUGGAGCCUUGCUACUCGAAAUGCGAACCCUGCUGUUGAUCUGCUCGUCUGCCUUGAGCGUUCCCGUCCUAUCGGGUUUAGAUAUGUGGAUAUCAACCGCCCAGUCGUUAUUCACCAUGGAACUAAGGACACGAGAGUCCCUGUUGAGAACGUCAAAUGGUUAGGCCAAACUAUGAGGAGGUGCGAUGUUAACGUCUUGCAGGGCGAGGGACAUGGGUUGAUGGCGAGUGCAAGCGUUAUGGGAUCUGUCCUAACCGAUAUCGCGUCAGAGUGGAGGGAAUGGAAGAGAGCAAUGGAGAACAAAGUUGCAGCUGAACAGAGGAUUAAUAAUCCAUGGAGUCCUUUAGCUACCACACCUGAGCAGGGCGAAGUGCAUUGA
Molecule: messenger RNA, 2295 nt
Organism: Orbilia oligospora ATCC 24927
Lineage: Eukaryota; Fungi; Ascomycota; Orbiliomycetes; Orbiliales; Orbiliaceae
Exons: 3
Coding region: 1-2295 (764 amino acids)
Source: RefSeq, a predicted model, not a curated record